AUGACGUCCUCCCUCCCCAAAACCUACAAGGCCCUCGUCCUCACUGGGCCAAACUCCCCCAUCGAGCUCCAAGAUGUCCCCCUGAAACACCCCGAGGCCAGCCAGGUCCUCGUCAAGGUCAUCGCCUGCGGCGUGUGCUGGUCCGACAUGGAAGUCGCCCACGGCCACCUUGGCAACGUCUUCCCCCGUAUACCAGGCCACGAAGUCGUCGGCGACAUUGUCGAGCUCGGCUCUGACGUGAAGAAUCUCUCGGUGGGCCAGCGCGUGGGCGGGCCGUGGCACGGAGGACACGACGGCGUGUGCCGCGAGUGUCAGCGCGGCGAGUUCCAGUACUGCAAGAACGAGGUCAUCAACGGCGUGUCGCGGGACGGCGGCUACGCCGAAUACGUCCUGCUGCGAGCCGAGGCCGUCGUCCGCAUUCCCAAGGAAAUCGACCCUGCCGAGGCCGCGCCGCUGCUGUGCGCCGGCGUCACCGUCUUCAACGGCAUCCGCAAGCAAAAGGUCGAGCAGGGCCGCCUGGUCGCCAUCCAGGGCCUCGGCGGGCUGGGCCACUUGGCCGUCCAGUUUGCCAGCAAGAUGGGCUACGAGGUGGCAGUGCUGUCCCACGGCAGCGACAAGGAGUCGUUUGCCAAGCAGCUGGGCGCGCACCACUACAUCGACACGGGCAAGGCUGAUGGCCCUGCCGAGCUGGCCAAGAUGGGCGGUGCCUCCAUCAUCGUCCAGACGGCGCCCAAUCCCAAGGUCGUCGGCGCCUUGGCUGAUGGCCUCGCUCCCAACGGCAAGAUCCUAAGCUUGGCCCCGGUGGGCUCUGUCGAUAUCAACACUGUGACGCUGAUCAUGAAGGGCGCCAGCGUGCAAGGCUGGGCGAGUGGCCAUGCACUGGAUAGCGAGGAGGCCAUUCAGUUCGCCAUGACGCACGGGGUCAAGUGCAUGAUUGAGCGGUACCAAUUCAGCGACGUCAAGAAGGCCGUCGAUAGCCUAGAAGCCGGCAAGCCGCGGUUCAGGAAUGUCUUGAUAAUGUAA
Molecule: messenger RNA, 1023 nt
Organism: Trichoderma aggressivum f. europaeum
Lineage: Eukaryota; Fungi; Ascomycota; Sordariomycetes; Hypocreales; Hypocreaceae
Exons: 1
Coding region: 1-1023 (340 amino acids)
Cellular component (GO): cytoplasm
Molecular function (GO): zinc ion binding; alcohol dehydrogenase (NAD+) activity
Source: RefSeq, a predicted model, not a curated record